Torulaspora delbrueckii is the source of this 1941-nucleotide messenger RNA. RefSeq names its product ribosome biogenesis GTPase LSG1 (gene LSG1). Gene Ontology annotation, biological process: ribosomal subunit export from nucleus. Gene Ontology annotation, molecular function: GTP binding; GTPase activity. The coding region runs from base 1 to 1941 and encodes 646 amino acids. Gene Ontology annotation, cellular component: cytosol. NCBI's taxonomy places the organism in Eukaryota, Fungi, Ascomycota, Saccharomycetes, Saccharomycetales, Saccharomycetaceae. The record is from RefSeq and is a predicted model, not a curated record. The transcript has a single exon.
AUGCCUUUGAAACAGCAGCCAAAAAGAUGGAAACCCCCAAAGGGCCCAAAACCGGUCCAACGUAAGAACAAAAAUACUAUUGGCCUUGGGAGAGCAAUUAAAUCUGCUCGUCAAAAGGAGAAUGCUGUGGAGUAUUUGCCCGACGGUGAGAUGAGAUUCACAACUGAGAAGCAUGAAGCUGACUGGGUAAAAUUGAGAUCCGUCACUCAGGAAACGGCGUUAGAUGAGUUUUUGAGUACUGCUGAGCUAGCUGACAAGGAUUUUUCAGCUGAUCGUCAUUCCAACGUCAAGAUUAUUCGUUUAGACAGUGGUAAUGACUCUGCCACUACACAGGGCCUGACCAUAUCAAACGAAAAGCGUGGAAUAUUGAAUGCUAAGCAAAGAGAGCAUGCCCGUGAAUUGAUCGUCCCAAGAAGACCAGCUUGGGAUACAGAUAUGACCAAAUAUCAACUAGCAAGAAAAGAAAACGAUGCGUUUUUGGAAUGGAGAAGAAAACUUGCUCACUUACAAGAGACAAAUGAAGAUCUUCUUUUGACGCCGUUUGAGAGGAAUAUCGAAGUGUGGAAGCAACUAUGGAGAGUUGUAGAACGUUCAGAUUUGAUUGUUCAAAUUGUAGAUGCUAGGGAUCCACUGCUCUUUAGAUCUGUCGAUUUGGAAAGAUACGUAAAGGAACUUGACGACAGAAAACAGAACCUUCUGCUGGUUAACAAAGCAGAUCUGCUGACUCGUAAGCAGAGGAUAAUUUGGGCCAAAUAUUUCUUGUCGAGAGGUAUUGACUUUACUUUUUACUCUGCUCUAAAAGCUAACCAAUUGCUGGAGUUGCAAGAAGAGUUCGGUGAGGAUUAUAAGCACGAAGAAGAUAAGGAAGAUGAAGGUGAAGGUGAAGAUGAGGAAGGUGUUGACGCCGAGGUUUUGAAAAGUAUAAAUAUCCUUACAAUUGAACAAUUGGAAGACCUUUUUUUAUCGAAAGCCCCUCAAGAGCCAUUGAUUCCUCCAUUACCAGGUCAAUCGCCUCUAAUUCAAAUUGGUUUAGUCGGAUAUCCAAAUGUGGGUAAAUCAUCUACAAUCAACUCCUUGGUCGGAGCUAAGAAGGUCUCUGUCUCUUCGACACCUGGUAAAACUAAGCAUUUUCAAACGAUCAAACUUUCAGACCGUGUAAUGUUGUGUGAUUGUCCCGGUCUUGUUUUUCCCAACUUCGCAUACAGUAAAGGUGAACUGGUUUGCAAUGGUGUAUUGCCUAUCGAUCAAUUGCGUGACUACAUUGGUCCCUGUACACUAGUGGCUGAAAGAGUACCUAAAUAUUUCCUCGAGGCCGUCUAUGGUAUACAUAUCAAAACGAAAGGUCUGGAUGACGGUGUUCAAAGAGAUUUCCCCACGGCACAGGAAUUGUUAGUCGCAUAUGCCAGAGCUCGUGGUUAUAUGACGCAAGGUUUCGGUUCCGCAGAUGAAUCUCGUGCGAGUCGUUAUGUGCUGAAAGACUACGUCAACGGUAAAUUACUUUACAUAAACCCUCCACCACACAUGGAAGACGAUACACUAUACACCAGAGAAGAAUGCCAAGAAUUCAACAAAGAUCUAUACACGUUUGAUAGACUACCGGAAACCAGGCAAGAACAACUGCGCGAAGCUUUGAAGUCUAAAUCUAUUGAAGAUUUCGAUCUUGCAAGAGAUCUAGGGAAAUUGACCUUCUCGGCACACACAGCAGGUAAGGACGGCGAAGAGGCUACAAGUGUCACACACGGUGGUAAGCAAGCAGCCCUAUAUAACGCAGCUGAUGACUUGGAUAGAGAAUUCUUUCAAAUGAACAACAUUCAAGGUAAACUGACGACGCCAUUCCACAAGAACCAGGCAAAUGGCGGAGGGAGUAAGAAACAUAACAAGGGAAACAAGAAGAUGAAGAAGAAGGAGGAAAAGGACGCUGCAUGGAAGAUAUACGAGUAG